Messenger RNA from Wickerhamiella sorbophila, 1377 nucleotides. RefSeq lists its product as hypothetical. Gene Ontology annotation, biological process: transmembrane transport; carbohydrate transport. The record is from RefSeq and is a predicted model, not a curated record. The transcript has a single exon. The coding region runs from base 1 to 1377 and encodes 458 amino acids. Lineage: Eukaryota; Fungi; Ascomycota; Dipodascomycetes; Dipodascales; Trichomonascaceae. Gene Ontology annotation, cellular component: membrane. Gene Ontology annotation, molecular function: carbohydrate:proton symporter activity.
AUGACAUUAGCGCGCCGCUAUGAUAGUGAACAAAAAAUUUCUUGGGUGCAGAAGGUUAUUACUUGGAUUGCCGUUUUUGAAUUGGGUCUGCUGUGCGGCAUCGAGGCGGUUUUUUUCGCCGUGGUGAGCAACACAGCGCCUUUUGAUUUUGCAUAUGCCAACCCAUCAUCGAUCUUCCAAGGACUAACAACAGCACUAUAUCCUAUAUUUGCAGCUAUCGGGUCUGUUUCCGUGCUUUUUCUUGUUCAGUUUAGCAGUGCACGAAAGCUCCUGGUCGCUUCAGUUUGGAUAUGGUUAGCCGGGUACCUCAUGGUUGUUUUGGUCAUAAACCGAGGCGGACUGAUAGUAGGGCGCAUGUUCAAAGGAUAUGCAAUUGGAGUCAUUUUAUCGGUGAUCCCUUCUUAUGCUCAGACUGUAUUCGCUUAUCCCACGAGCGCUAGACUGCUCAUUGCCGUGCAGGCUUCAAUUCCUCUUGGAAUUCUCAUAAUAUCUUUAUUGUCGACGCAGAUUUACCACAAGAGCAUGUCUGAAAUCCCCUUUCAUCGAAUCUGGGUUCUCGCAGGUAUACCUGCCUUCCCCGCAGUGCUUCUGACGGUGUUUAUAGUAUCAGACACCAAAAAGGACCGGCGGACUACCAUGAACGAGCUUCUAAACCAAAGCCAAAAACGUGUAUCUACUGUUGUGCCACGAAGCCAUCGCAUCAGGAGCUGGUUAAGGCGAGUCAAAACAAACAUGAAGAAUCCAGUCGAGGAAGUAAAAGCCAUGCUUGCGAGCAGCAAAGACAGUAAAGGGUUCUUGUUUGCAUGUAUGACUCAAGUGUCUGUUCCUCUCACGGGAAUUAAUGUCGUUCUAUACUUUGUGGGGUCCGUGUGCAAGCUAGUUGGAGUGGAAAAUGCAGACAUUGCCAGCUUUUCUCUGGGAAUAUACGCCUGCAAUUUUGCAGCAACUAUCUUGAGUAUAUUUCUGGUGGACAAAAUGCCACCAAUUGCCACGCUGCGAUGGACGUUGAUAGCGCUCAGCUUCAUUCAGGGGUUCACCGGAGUGCUGCUAUCGAUGGCUCAACACCAAGAUAGCAGUGUAUCUAAGCAUCUCGGUAUCACUGCACUUGUACUGCUAUUUGUGUUUGUGUUUGUAUUUUCUGCCUUUUAUGCUGGCGUCUCCUAUGUUGUCACUACUGACGCAUGUCCCAAGCGGUAUCGAAAUACUGCACUUGGACUGGCCAUUGCCGCUGGCUGGCUAGUCAAUGCCGCAUAUACUGUGGUUGCCACAAAAAUAAUGGAAAAGAUGGGUCCGUUUACGUUCUGCGUAUUUGGAUUUACAUGCGCACUUUUCGGGUUCUUUUUCGUUUUCGUCGAGCCUGACAAAGCUCCGAGCUAA